CGCCAGAUGACUCGUUGAUAACUUUGCAUUCGUUCGAUGAGUAUCGGAUACCGAUCGGACGGCUCACGAAGCCGUUUGGUCAAUAAGAAGCUCUUCGCGAAACUUGAGAAAGCAUAAUGUACAUGUGACGCGAGCAAAAUAUCGUAUAUUGAUGCAGUACGUGACGUGUACUUAUUUAAUAAGAAUUUCAUCAAAAGAAAAAUAAUAACAGCGAUGAAAUUGUGUAACAAAUAAGAAAGAAUAAGAAUAGUGUUGACUUGGAUCAUAGAAAAAACAAGUUGCAGCGGAAUCUUUUUUCUAUAGUCGAAAGAAAGGUCAACCCUUGUCUGGAUUCUAUGCAAUGUACCGGCGCCCCACCCCCAUUCACUGUUUGUCCUUUAAAUCUAACCCCUUACUACGUAUUGAAGGGUAGCAUGCCGUAUACUAUGCAAAUCUAUUAUCAGCGUUGUCAUUGUUUCAGAGUUACAUUUUAUAAUAUAAAGAAAUUUUAAAAUUUUUUAAAAUUAUUUUUGGAUACACAAAUUUUAUUGUAUCUAUGACGUGAUUUUGAAGUUGAUAUUAUAACAAAUUCAAUAUGUAUGCAUUAAAAAUGCAAACUGCCUGUCAAAGCGAAGGCAGUGGAGAACCUGAUGAUCCAAGUAAUCAUCAUCAGGAACCUGUUAGACCUCCAGCACAGGAUUGUAGCUCAUUUGAUAUUGUUAGGGCAACUCAGUAUGGAGCUUUGGAUCGUGUGACUGAAUUAGUAGAAGCUGGUGCUGAUGUAAAUCAACCAGAUUCAGAAACUGUAACAUUAUUACAUUGGGCAGCAAUAAACAAUCGAAAAGACAUUGUAAAAUAUUUAAUUGCAAAAGGAGCUAUCGUUGAUGCAAUUGGUGGUGAGCUAGCUUCCACACCACUACAUUGGGCUACAAGACAGGGCCAUUUAUCUACAGUUGUGAUAUUAAUGAGAGCAGGAGCAGAUCCAACUCUUAGAGAUUCAGAAGGAUUCUCAUGUAUUCAUUUAGCUGCACAAUUUGGUCACACUUCUAUUGUUGCUUAUCUAGUUGCUAAAGGAGUAAAUCCAAAUAUGCCAGACAGAAGUGCAAUGACACCCCUUAUGUGGAGUGCCUAUAAAGUUAAUAGUUUUUUCUUUUACAGUUUAGAUCCAACACGUUUGUUACUGACUUUAGGAGCAUCUCAUUCACUCGCAGAUAAUUUACAUGGUAACACUGCUUUGCAUUGGGCUAUUAUAGCUGAAAAUAGUACAGCAAUAUCAACAUUAGUUCAUCAUGGAGCAUCUUUGGAUGUACCAAAUAUAAGAGAUGAAACACCAAUGACAUUGUUAGGUCGUCAUAUUGGUGCUGCCUGGUUAGGACAUAAACUUAGUCAAGAAAUCAGAGAAAAACAGGGCAGAACAAGAACAUGGUGUAGAGAUAAGAGAAUGCGCUGGUAUUGUAUGGUCAGUACACCAUUUAUAGUUUUCUAUGUAAUUGGAAUGAUUUUUCAAAGUGGAUUGCAUUAUCUAGUAAAAUUAGGUGCCUUUGUCACUCUUCAUAUAGCAUUAUAUUUAGCUAAUCAUUUUAUCUUCGAUGAACGAUUAUUUCAUAUUAUACCAAUGUCAAUUUAUUUGGCUACAAAGAUGUGGAUAUACGUGACAUGGAUAUUUUGGUUAGGUAUACAUGCUGCUUGGUAUUUAUGGUUACUAUUAGUUAGUGGAUCUGUUCCACUUUGGAUAUGUUUCUUACAAUCCUGGAGAGGUGAUCCAGGUGUAAUUACAGCUACACAUGAAGAUAAAUUAAAUACGAUUAUAGAGUUAGCAGAGUCUGGUGGUUUUGAACCACAAUCAUUUUGCAGCAGUUGCUUGGUUAGAAGACCUAUGAGGUCUAAACAUUGUUCUACAUGCGAUCGAUGCGUAGCACGUUUUGAUCAUCACUGUCCUUGGAUCAAUAAUUGCAUUGGUGCGCAUAACCACAAGUAUUUUCUGGGAUUUUUAGCAUCAUUAUUAGGUCUUUGUAUUGUUGUUUUAUCCGCUAGUGUACAGUAUUGGCAAUUUGAAUGUUGGACAAAUUUAACAAAUGGGCAUAGCGCUGAUAAUUAUUUAGUUGCUGCAGCUACCUGUGAUGCUUGGGUAAUGUGGGUUGCAGCAAAUACAUGUCUUCAUUUCUUUUGGGUUGGCACGCUGCUUGCGUGUCAGUGUUAUCAGAUCAUGGUACUUGGAAUGACAACAAACGAGCGUAUGAAUGCUGGACGCUACGCGCAUUUUAAACAAGGGAAUCCUUUUCAUCGUGGUGCUCUUCAAAAUGCAGCUGAUUUUUGCAAUUUAAGCUUUUGCGGUGUAAAAGCAAAACCCAGUUCAGACUGGUUGCAUAGUUUUGAUCACAAACAGAGUAUUGAAAAAUUACCUCUACUUGCUACAAAAGAUAACUUCCAAUAUAUUUAGAAUUUUUCUUAAGGAUCACUGUCAUAGAAGAUAAAAGAAUUUUGCCAUCAGAAGCUAAUAUAGUGUGUCAUAUCACUUAUGCUUGAAGCAUACUUUUGGAUUACCAAAGAGUUACUACAUAAUUGGAAGUGACUUUUAAAAAAAUAGUGAUUUUGCAUAUAUGAAUUUAAAUUGCAUAUUAUAAGUAAUUUCUUAUACUAAAUGAAAUACAAAUUUUAACAUUCAUCUACUAUGAAAGACUGUUCUAUGACGUAAGUAUGCAUAUCCUAUAUUUGUGUAUUCUAGUUUGUGAAUAUGAAACAAAAAAACACAUUGCACAAGUACUUUGACUCUAUUUUUACAACAAAUUAUGAGCCAAGAUUUUUUUUCUCUAUAUAUUAUUACAAUUUACUCGAUAUAAAUGAAAUGUUAAUAUAAUUGAUUAAGAAAUAGUUUACUUUACAUUGCAUUGUAAAUAUUUAUAUUUUUCAUGUAUAGAUAUUUCUAUACAUGAUCAUGUAAUCAUUAAACAUGAAUAUGUUAA
Apis dorsata (giant honeybee) is the source of this 2942-nucleotide messenger RNA. It is a transcript of the gene Hip14, whose product is annotated as palmitoyltransferase Hip14. NCBI's taxonomy places the organism in Eukaryota, Metazoa, Arthropoda, Insecta, Hymenoptera, Apidae. Gene Ontology annotation, molecular function: palmitoyltransferase activity; protein binding. Gene Ontology annotation, cellular component: Golgi membrane. The coding region runs from base 575 to 2419 and encodes 614 amino acids. The transcript is spliced from 10 exons. The record is from RefSeq and is a predicted model, not a curated record. Gene Ontology annotation, biological process: protein palmitoylation.